CCUCUUUCCCCGGAAAAGCUGAGCAGCGGACGACGCCGGGUGCACAGCGAGCAGGACGCCAUCCAAUCCGAGGAGAUGGCUGAUCCUUGGCAGGAAUGCAUGGAUUAUGCAGUAAACUUAGCAAGACAAGCUGGAGAGGUGGUUCGUGAAGCUCUAAAAAAUGAAAUGAAUGUUAUGAUUAAAAGUUCUCCCGCUGAUUUGGUAACUGCUACUGACCAAAAAAUUGAAAAAAUGCUUAUCUCUUCUAUAAAGGAAAAGUAUCCAUCUCACAGUUUCAUUGGUGAGGAAUCUGUGGCAGCUGGGGAAAAAAGUGUCUUAACAGACAACCCUACAUGGAUCAUUGACCCCAUUGAUGGAACAACUAACUUCGUACAUAGUUUUCCUUUUGUAGCUGUUUCGAUUGGCUUUGUUAUAAAUAAAAAGAUAGAAUUUGGAGUUGUGUACAGUUGUGUGGAAGAUAAGAUGUAUACUGGCAGGAGAGGAAAAGGUGCCUUUUGUAAUGGUCAAAAACUACAGGUUUCACAACAAGGAGAUAUUACCAAAUCACUCUUGGUGACCGAGUUGGGCUCUUGUAGAACACCAGAGACUGUAAGAAUUGUUCUUUCUAAUAUGGAAAAGCUUUUAUGCAUUCCCGUUCAUGGGAUCCGUGGUGUUGGAACAGCAGCUGUUAAUAUGUGCCUUGUGGCAACUGGAGGAGCAGAUGCAUAUUAUGAAAUGGGAAUUCACUGCUGGGAUAUGGCAGGAGCUGCCAUUAUUGUUACAGAAGCUGGUGGAGUACUAAUGGACAUAACAGGUGGACCAUUUGAUUUGAUGUCACGAAGAAUAAUUGCUGCAAGUAACAGAACAUUAGCAGAAAGGAUAGCCAAAGAAAUCCAGAUAGUACCUUUGCAAAGAGAUGAUGAAGACUAAUUGCAACAGCCUCAUAUUCAAUCAUAAUUGCUUUUUCCCAGAUUUGCUGACACUCAUCUUUGAUGUCCAAAUUAAAAAAUUGGAAAUUAUUCCAUAUUUUAUUAAGACUAGGUAUGCAAGAAUAGAUGUAAUGUUUGUUUUAAAAAAUUUUGUGUUAAGAACAUACUUUGGGAAGAAUACACUAGAAGUACAGUUUAUGAGAUAAGUAUUACAUUAGCUGAAAUAGUUAGAAUUUUGCAUUCUAAGUCCUCUGAAAUUUUGACUUACUAUUUAUAUACAUAAACAUUCAGGUGGAAAGUUACCUUUUCGGGAAAAAUUUUGUUUGGUUCCAAAAGCCAUAUUUAAUUACAUUUGUAAGGAUAUAACAAGUACUUACUAGACUAAGGUUUCCCUCUUUGCAGAGAACCUUAUUUGGUUUUUUCAUCAGUGUACACAGAGCACCUAGCACAAUACCUGUCAAAUUGUAGGCGAUCUUAAAAUAAAUAUUGUAAGAAGGAAUAUUUCAAAGGGAGCAAUACCUAGUUAUAAUCGAUACAUAAAGUAAUGAGCUCACUAUUUUGUAUUUUUGCUUCAGGCUUUGAAGUAAAAAUUAUCUAGUUACCCUUUUUGCAUUUCAUGUUACCAUGCCAUUUCACAUAACCAUACUGCCAGACAGCAUUGCUUAUUAUGGGCAUUUCUAAAAUUAAUAUAGUAUUUUUUCAAAUGCACUGUAUUACAGUAUAUGUUUGGGUUUGCUUUAAAGUCCCUGUGUAAGAGAGAAGAAAAUGUUUCCAGAAGGCACUCUCAUCAGGUAUCUAAGUAGAUAAAGUAUAACAUUUUACUAAGUUCAGCAUUCACAUUUUAAAGAUGUUUACACUGAUUUGGUUAUGCUAGCAAAGAUACUCUACUGUUAAUAUUGAACUAUUUGGUUUCUUUCCAAACUCCUUAUUUAACUUGGUUGCUGCUGGAUUCUGUUCAACCUUUAAAUAUUCCUUAAUAGUCCUUGCCUAUCAAACUCAAAAAGAAUUGUACCAGUUCAUAGACAUUUUUAAAGGAUUAAUUUAAUGUUUAGCCUUGUUGCUUGGCACACGAGCAAACUAUUAAGUUUUGUUACAGCCUUGUGUUUGUUCAAAUGAAAAGUACUUCUAUAAAGUUUUCAAGGUAGGAGGUUAUUUUAUUGUUGUGAUUUGAAUAUUAUAAUUACUGUAUUUGUACUGUUCAUUGUGCACACUGAAAACGUCUCAUACUGUUCUAAGACAAAUUGUUUUUGCAAUUAAAUUUAUUUUAAUUAAGAAACUAUCAUAUGAAUACGAUUUUAAAUAAAAAGUAUGAUUGAUAUUUA
This is a messenger RNA of Galeopterus variegatus (Sunda flying lemur), 2230 nucleotides long. RefSeq names its product inositol(myo)-1(or 4)-monophosphatase 1 (gene IMPA1). The record is from RefSeq and is a predicted model, not a curated record. The transcript is spliced from 9 exons. Bases 76 to 909 code for a protein of 277 amino acids. Gene Ontology annotation, biological process: phosphatidylinositol phosphate biosynthetic process; signal transduction; inositol metabolic process. Gene Ontology annotation, molecular function: inositol monophosphate 1-phosphatase activity. Lineage: Eukaryota; Metazoa; Chordata; Mammalia; Dermoptera; Cynocephalidae.